AUGGCUGGAUGGUUCAGCUGGAUUAGUGGGAGGCGCGACAACAAAAAUUCCGCUCGGGAUGCCAUUAUUGGCCUUCGCGAGCAGCUGCAUUUGAUGGCAAAAAAGGAGGAGCACCUUCUGACGAAAAUCGAUGACGAGUUGCGCAAGGCCAAGGAACAUGUGACAAAUAACAAGCGUGCUGCUCAAGCCGCACUUCGACAGAAGAAAAUGUACGAGACAGAGCUUGAUCGGCUUGCUGGCAGCCGCAUGACGCUGGAAACGCAAGUCAAUGCUAUUGAGAAUGCGAAUAUGAAUCUAGAGACCAUGCGGGCGAUGCAGCGAGGCUCAGCGGCAUUGAAGAGCAUUCAUGCCAACAUGGAUAUCGACAGGGUCGACAACACGAUGGACUCCAUUCGUGAGGAAAUGGCACUUUCGAACGAAAUUUCUGAGGCGAUCUCGAACCCAGUGGGUAUGGGUCACGAACUCGAUGAGGAAGAACUGCGGAACGAACUUCAGGAGCUCGAGCAAGACGAACUCCAACAUCAGCUUGUGGGCGCUGAAUCUGCGCCAGCACAUCACCUCGCUACAUCCUCGGCCGCACCCCGGACGUCGAAUCACGCAGAUACGCUCGACGAAGAUGCAGAGCUGCGCGCGCUCCAAGCCGAGUUGGCCAUGUGA
This is a messenger RNA of Malassezia restricta, 657 nucleotides long. Its product is annotated as charged multivesicular body protein 4. The record is from RefSeq and is a predicted model, not a curated record. Lineage: Eukaryota; Fungi; Basidiomycota; Malasseziomycetes; Malasseziales; Malasseziaceae. Bases 1 to 657 code for a protein of 218 amino acids. Gene Ontology annotation, cellular component: ESCRT III complex; multivesicular body; cytoplasmic side of plasma membrane. The transcript has 2 exons. Gene Ontology annotation, biological process: late endosome to vacuole transport via multivesicular body sorting pathway; vesicle budding from membrane.